Messenger RNA from Ylistrum balloti, 5085 nucleotides. Its product is annotated as acid phosphatase type 7-like. Gene Ontology annotation, molecular function: metal ion binding; acid phosphatase activity. The record is from RefSeq and is a predicted model, not a curated record. Bases 352 to 1878 code for a protein of 508 amino acids. NCBI's taxonomy places the organism in Eukaryota, Metazoa, Mollusca, Bivalvia, Pectinida, Pectinidae. The transcript is spliced from 9 exons.
GGUGUAGUAUAUUGUACUGUCAUCAUUAAGACAGAAUUUCGUCACCAAUGUUUUCCUGUGGCAGUCUGAUCUCGCCGCUUGUGUAUCCAUCUGACCAGUGUCGGUAAUAACUGCAUCAUUGACAUAUACACAUGUACAAACAUUACUGAAUAAAAGUCACCAGUUAGUGUUUUACUGGACAGCUCGCGAACAACCACCCUGACAUCACAUGGACAAGCUUGAUUCUCACCUGUAGCUGAUUAGCGGGAUACCCCUGGGUGUUAGGUCUACAGAGAUCAAUCACUUCUACACCUGACCACACCUAUAUAUCACUGGACAUUCUGGCUAGGAGAAAGGAAGGCCACAACAACGAUGAGGAAGCAGACACUUUUGGCGAUGAAAUUACAGGCAAUAUGGGCGAUACUUUUUGUCACUACAGUGCUACCCGUAAUGGGCAAAAUAUCUCAGAUACACUUAAGUUUCGGUUCAACGAUUGACAUCAUGAAGGUCACGUGGUCGACUUCUGCUGCUGUCAUGUGUCAUGCUGAAUAUUGGGCAACUGAUGGACAGCGCAUGCGCGUGGAAGCCCGUCAUUCGGAGCUGCUUACAAACAAUUGGAAUGCCAUGAGAUUUAUACACAUGGCCGAAAUGUUGAACUUGUCACCUCUGCAGAACUAUAGAUAUAUACUUCAAUGUAGUAACGAGACAAGCGAGGAAUUUUCUUUUACAACACAAGCCCAGACACAUGACCGACCUGUUAAGUUUCUUGUUUACGGAGACAUGGGAUUUGACAAAGGCCAGAAAACGGUGGAAGUUCUAAAAACGGAAGUGACGACACAAAACUAUGACGCUGUUUGGCAUAUAGGAGAUAUUUCUUACAACCUUGAAAGUAAUGGAGGUUCGGUCGGCGAUCUGUUUAUGGAGCUUAUUCAGCCAAUUGCAGCACACGUGCCGUAUAUGACGUCACCCGGAAAUCACGAGCUAGCCGAUAGUCUCCAUCAAUACCGGACACGAUUCUCCAUGCCAGGAGUCGACUGGCCGAUGCCUCUUGACCAUCUCUGGUACAGUUAUAAUGUCGGACCUGUUCACUUCAUCAGUUUUUCUUCGGAGGUUUAUUUCAUUAAUAAUGCUUACUUCGUUUGUAAGCAAUUCUAUUGGCUGUUGGAUGAUUUAACACAAGCCAAUCAGAACAGAGACAAACAACCGUGGAUAGUUGCAAUGGGUCAUAGACCUUUGUACUGUUCUAACAAUGACGCUGACGACUGCACGGGCCGAAUAUUCGGUCAUCUUGUCAAGAAUGGCCUUGAAGAUCUCUUCUAUGCUCAAGGUGUAGACUUAAUACUUCAAGCUCAUGAACAUUCCUAUGAACGUCUUUGGCCUGUUUACAAGGAUAAGGUUAUUGCCAAGAACUAUAAUCACCCACAAGCUCCGGUACAUAUAAUUACCGGCGCCGCCGGAAGUGGAGAAGGAGCUGAUCCUAUAGGUCAUAGAGGUCCAUGGUCAGCUUUUGCAUCAGCAGAAGGAAGCCUGAAUUCCUUCGGACGUCUCGUCGUGUACAACUCGAGUCACCUCUAUUUCGAGCAAGUGAAGGUCAAGGAUGGACAGCCACUGGACAGUGUAUGGGUUGUCCAGUCCCAUCACGGACCUAACGUACCGAACCUGAACUGUUACACUUCGGAAGCACAUAAUUCAUGCAAGUGUCCGUUUCCAUUUUAUUAUAUCACGGUAAUAAUUGUGAGUGCAGUGAUAAUCCUGAUUGUCAUUUCUACGUGCAUAUACUGCUGUUGUUUAUGGAAGAAGAAAAAGAAACCAGUUUGUUUCAAAAAUUGUAGCUCCAAUCCAAAACCUGUUCACGCACGCUUGCUCGACAGCGACGAAGAUGAGGAUUUGAUAAUAUGACCAACUUGUUGAUACACCCCCUGCUAUUGACAAAGCGAUUAAUCCACUAAGGCCACUUCCUGCCUUGAGAACACUCAUAACUGAAAGCUCACUAGGAAAACGUAAAAUGAAUACUUAAGUGUGAAGGGAUUAAUAGUGCUAAAUCUUAGGAUCUGCCUUAAGCUGCGCUGAAAAUUGAUUUGCGAUAUAUUUAGCGCGGUACGUUAACUUAACACUCAACAAGUGUUUGCUAGCGAGAUGCCUUUAUAUGCCAUCCUGUGUAGUAUAGUGACAUGUUCCGUUAUAUAACGUGUUUUUGUGAUACUUGAUUUUUUCGCACGUACCAAAUUUUUGCGAAUCUAGCAAAACAUUAAAAAUGCGGAAUUUGCAUGUCUCAUUUUUAUUGUAAACGUGUUGACGUUUCUACUUGUGAUUAUACUUCUGUGGAAAAUAAACGCUAGAUGGGAUGUAAAUCUCUAAUUAAGUGUGACUGGUCAGGCAGACCUCCAGCUGAUAAUAGAUAUGUAAGCUAUGUCCAUUCUAAAGUAUUCAUAGCAUUCUAAAGAGACCUUUCAAAACUUCUGAGGCGAUGAAACUGAAAAAGUGAAAGACACAUAAAUUAUAAAUGUAUAUUUUGGAGAUUUUCGCAAAAAUUGCACAGUGCAACAAUGUCCUGAUAUACAGGGAUUUAUUUAUAAUGAUUACAUUAUGCUAUUUUUUACGUAAACUUAAGGUGCUAUAAGAAGACGACUUAAUGGCAGAAGACUCCAGAAUUAUUGUUUCAAGUAGUUUUAAAUCAGCACUGAUACAGAUGUUAAAGUGAUGUCAAUCUGUUAUCAGAUAUACCUACGACUUUCAGUAGGAUUAUAGUAGGAGUACAAACAGUACACCAAUUAUAGCUUUUAUAUCCUUGCCAAUGUCGGGAACGUGCUCUACUCUCUAUGAGUUGUCAAAGGACAGGCAACGUUUGUGAUAAUUUAAAUCGUUUAAGAUCGAUAUCCUCUAGUGCCUUGUGUCGGGGAAAGAACACCGAUACUUUAUUUGCUCUCCGUUAUAUGCAAUACAUCAGGAUAUGCGAUAAAUUUUCUCGUAGUUGAAUGUGAAAAAUAGGUUUGUUUAAUGUUUAACCAGGGUUGUACUGUGAUAUCUCACAAUAAAGAGUGCCAAAACAGCGUUAUCAAUUCACACUCAGUGACUUUGUUAGGUGUUACAAGCUAUAAUACGUUUUUGUACAUUUAGACAAAUACUCAGAACAUGCGGACUGUGCUCAUGAAAUGCUAUUCUUUUCUAUCCUUAUUUUGUAGUUUGUUGAGUUUAAGUAUUUUUAAACGUGUUGAUAUGAUAUACCUGUUUGACGUCAUGUACAGCCCUGAAUUAUCGUUUUCGAAAAGAAAUAUUGAGGCAUAUUUAUUAUUGUGUUUAUUUUCAUGUAAUCGACUUACUUGAUUCUUUACUGCCCACACCGAAUAAUUCCACAUACUGUUUUAUACGCAAAUAUCAGAUUGCCACCAUUUUGAAGACUGUACAGUUGUAUAUAUCGCUGACAGUAUUAAUUUUUGCUAACUCCAGUUACAUCUCCGGUUUUCAUUUUUGUUAUUUCAACUUCCUCAUUCUUUUUGCCUGAAUGUACAUUUGACAUUUUCUUCGUUCCCUUUGGUCACUAUGUUAAGGAAAACAUUGUGUUAAUGAGUACCUCAGUGUUUGUAUAACUGUACAUGUUAACUUUGACUAUAGUCGAUGAUCUCAAGUUGUGAGAGACAAAUGACUUGGAUGUAGAAGUUUUGUAACCAUUAGUCCAAUGUCGUUGCGUAUCAAAUUAUUUAUACAUAGUUUACUCUGAUAAAUAUGAUACUGAUAGACACAUCCACAUAAAGUAUAAUAUAUAUGUAAUUUACACAUUUAUAAAUAUAUAGAUAUGUAUUUUGAUGGCUUUAUUUUACCGAUUUAUAAAAUGUAUAAUUCCACACACUUUAAUUCGACCAUUGUUUAAGAUAUAUGUACAUUGUAUCAUUCCAUUAAGCGGUACCAUUUCGUACUUAAUAGACAUAUAAUUGUGUAAAUUUAUACAUCAUCAGACACACUCGUAAAUUAUUUUAAUUUUCGUAGUGAAUGACCGAAAAAUACUCUUUAUACGUGGAAACACACGUAAAUUAUUUUAAAUUCAUAUGUAUAUGUAUAAAUGUUCGUAGUUAAUGGCCAAAAAACUCUUUAUACGUGGAAACACACGUAAAUUAUUUUAAUAUCAUAUGUAUAUGAUUGAAUUUGAAUGGCCAAAAAUACUCUUUAAACGCGGAAAGAAAGAAAUCGUUGUUUCAUAGAAGGCCGCUUCACAUAUGGAUGCAAGGUUGAAUGGUUCCGAUUUAGAAACUGUGCUUGGUGUCUGUGAAUAACGUGAUUAAUAUCUAAUGUUCUUCAGCAUUGCUUACGAUGGUUAACCUAUAACCGCGUUGAACAAGGUAAGGGAUACAAACAAAACACAAAUAAUGACAUUUUCCUGGCACUAUUUUCAGAUACUGACGGUAUAAUGAGGUUUGCUGCGGAAUAUUUACUUGUGAACAACAUGUUUAGCACAGUUUAUGAAGCUGAACAUGUUGACAAAGAUUGCCAUUGUUUGUUAGUGUUAGGUGUCUUACCCAGUUUUGACAUCAACCAGGUGAUCAGCAACCUACCAAACGAUAGUCAGUACAGCUAACAUACUGUUACUCUGUACAAAGUUCGAUCUCUCUCCGUUUGUUUCUAUAUCUAUGAUUAAGUUCACUUUAAGUUUUAAGUGUCAUGUUGCAGAAUUUUCAACUUUAGCGAGUCAUACUAUCAUUUAUACAACAAAUACGCUAAUGUAUUUACUGUUAUUUGUAUGUCGUGUCGUUUUAAUUGUGUGUCUGAGUACUUUGUUUUAUAUGCGAUAUGUGUAACUUAAUCAAUCUUUAAGUAUUUCUACUUCUUUUCUUGAAAAUCAUAAAUAUAUUCCUUAUUUACAUUCCCUUUGUGUAUGUUUUCAAUUUUUAUAAUCAUUUCCUCUGUAUGUAGUUCAAUGAUGUAACAUCUGUUAUUGUAAAAAGUGGUGUAUCUGAGGUAGUUUAUUUCAUGUGUUCCUUUUUUGAUGUUGUAUGUACAUGCAUUGUUCGCGCUGAUAAUUGUGUAUGUAUUGUGUAUACAAGAUGACUUAUGUAUUAUUAAUGCGAGUGUAAGAAAUUUGAUGGUUUAUAUUACGAAUAAUGGUAUGCUUAG